Molecule: messenger RNA, 2267 nt
Organism: Vollenhovia emeryi
Lineage: Eukaryota; Metazoa; Arthropoda; Insecta; Hymenoptera; Formicidae
Gene: Mccc2
Product: methylcrotonoyl-CoA carboxylase beta chain, mitochondrial
Exons: 9
Coding region: 471-2150 (559 amino acids)
Biological process (GO): L-leucine catabolic process
Cellular component (GO): methylcrotonoyl-CoA carboxylase complex; mitochondrion
Molecular function (GO): methylcrotonoyl-CoA carboxylase activity
Source: RefSeq, a predicted model, not a curated record
CUAACCUAGAAACAAGGUCUCGCGGCCGUCGAUUAUGCACCGAAUAACGUCAGACGUACGCGUGUCGCGCGACGUGUGUGUGUGUGUGUGUGUGUGUGUGCGUCCCGACUGUCCCGAGCAGUGAUGCAAAUUCCGAUUCUUUUACAGCACGAUGUGGUCGGAGAGGGGAUAACGCACACAAGCGAGCAGCCGUAUCCGUGUGCGCCCGGCGCAUGCCCGGCGCGGCGCCGGGCGCACACGGACACGGCUGCUCGCUUGUGUGCGUUAUCCCCUCUCCGACCACAUCGUGCUGCAAAAAAAUCGGAAUUUACAUCACUGGUCCCGAGUCGCCGCGAUAAGAUGCGAACGGUCCUCCGCUCCGCGCCGCGUCAUCGAUCACUGAUCGAGGAAAGUUCGGAGCGCGUACGGAUCGCAUCGCGUGUCGGCUCUGGCGUUUCUCUCUCGCUGCGGCAAAAGUGUAUUUAUGAACGAUGUUGAGCGGAGGUCGUUAUCUUCUCAGGCAUUUUCGGCCCUUCGUGAGAUUCUAUCACGAGGAGGCGUCCGUCAUCGGCAGCGCGCCGGAUACCACCUCACCGGUUUAUCAGGAGAAUUACGCGCAAAUGAAAAACAUUGUCGACCAGUUGAAAGACACUGUGGAGAAGAUAGUUGAGGGCGGUGGACAGAAGGCCAGGGAGAGACACGUAAGCAAGGGGAAGCUGUUACCACGGGAACGAAUAAAUACGCUUUUAGAUAAGAAUUCGCCUUUCUUAGAGUUCUCGCAGCUGGCGGGCUACAAGAUGUACGGCAAGGAGGAAGUGCCAGCGGGAGGAAUUAUCACUGGCAUCGGGAGAGUCGAAGGCACCGAAUGUAUCAUUAUUGUAAACGAUGCCACUGUCAAGGGCGGGACGUAUUAUCCCAUCACGGUCAAGAAGCAGUUACGAGCUCAGGAAAUUGCGGAGGAGAAUAGAUUACCUUGCAUAUAUUUAGUCGACAGCGGAGGCGCUAAUCUACCCAGACAGGCCGGUGUGUUUCCCGAUAAAAUGCACUUCGGCAGAAGUUUCUAUAAUCAGGCAAACAUGAGUGCCAAAGGGAUAGCCCAGAUCGCAGUCGUUUUGGGAAGUUGCACAGCAGGCGGCGCGUACGUUCCCGCUAUGGCGGAUGAAAAUAUUAUUGUUGGCAAUCAAGGUACGAUAUUUCUCGCUGGCCCGCCGCUGGUAAAGGCCUCGACCGGCGAAGAGGUUUCAGCGGAAGACUUGGGGGGAGCGGCGCUUCAUUGUCGACAGUCUGGCGUAACCGAUCAUUACGCGAUAGACGACACGCAUGCCUUGCAUCUUGCUCGUCGAAUUGUGAGAGAUUUAAAUGUGCAACAGCCUAUGGACGUAAAGAUCAGCAGAAACAUUGAGCUGCCCGCGCACGCCGUCGAUGACAUCUACGGUAUCGUCGGAGCGAAUCUGAAACGUCCGUACGAUGUGAGGGAAGUGAUCGCGAGGAUCGUCGACGGGUCCAAGUUUCACGAAUUUAAAGCGCAAUUCGGCGAAACCUUGGUCACCGGAUUCGCCAGAAUUUACGGCUAUCCCGUUGGCAUAGUCGCGAACAAUGGUGUAUUGUUUUCGGAAAGUGCUCUGAAAGGAGCCCAUUUUGUGCAGCUCUGCGCACAAAGAAAAAUCCCUCUUAUCUUCCUGCAAAAUAUCACAGGAUUCAUGGUGGGUAGAGACGCGGAAGCGGGUGGUAUCGCUAAAAAUGGCGCCAAAAUGGUGACAGCGGUAGCAUGCGCGCAGGUGCCGAAAAUCACAGUAAUAAUCGGAGGUUCCUAUGGAGCUGGGAAUUAUGGGAUGUGCGGUCGGUCUUAUUCGCCGCGUUUCCUUUACUCCUGGCCGAACGCUAGAAUAUCUGUAAUGGGAGGCGAACAAGCAGCGAGCGUGUUAGCGCAAAUCACGAAGGAUCAACGUGCGAGAGAAGGCAAACAGUGGACACAAGAAGAAGAAGAUAAACUCAAAAAUCCGAUUAUAAAACAGUUCGAGGAGGAAGGCAGUCCAUAUUUUUCAAGUGCUAGAAUUUGGGAUGACGGUGUGAUUGAUCCGGUGGACACGCGAGUCGUGCUCGGCUUGAGUUUGUCAGCGUGUCUGAACGCGCCUAUACCUGACACUAAAUUCGGUAUUUUCCGAAUGUAAUACAAGUACUGAAACAUAGGAAAGUAUAUCUUGAAAGUACUUCGCGUUAUUGUUAAGCUUUAUACAUCUUUUUACUGGUUUUACAUGCAGCAAAAAUUAUAUAUUUUGUAAAAGAAA